UGGCAACGCCAUGCGCACAGAGUUGCUGCUGUAAACAAAUUUGCAGCUGGUAACACCCUUUUCGCAUAAGUGUCGCCUGGCGUGAACACGCGGAUUUCACUUCGUGGAUUUUUUAAUAAUUAAAUAAGCUGCCAAAAUGACGAAGAAGCGCCGUAACGGAGGACGCAACAAGCACAAUCGCGGCCAUGUGAAACCCGUGCGUUGCACCAACUGCGCCCGCUGCGUCCCCAAGGACAAGGCGAUCAAGAAGUUCGUCAUCCGCAACAUCGUCGAGGCGGCUGCCGUGCGCGACAUCAGCGAGGCCAGCAUCUGGGACACGUAUGUGCUGCCCAAACUGUACGCCAAACUCCACUACUGCGUCUCCUGCGCAAUCCACUCCAAGGUGGUGCGCAAUCGUUCCCGCGAGGCGCGUCGCAUCCGCACCCCUCCAUUGCGCUCCUUCCCCAAGGACAUGGCACGCAACAACAACCAGAACAGGAAGUAAACCGUAAAUGUGCGAACUAAAGGCGGCUUGCUUAUAUUGAAGGAAACCAAUCCACACACACACACUAUUGUCAAACACAUUGAUUCGAUUCGAUUACGAUUUGAUUCAUUGGAUGAAAUAUAAGCAUUCGGUUUUUUAAAACAAAU
Messenger RNA from Drosophila innubila, 630 nucleotides. It is a transcript of the gene RpS26, whose product is annotated as 40S ribosomal protein S26. Gene Ontology annotation, molecular function: structural constituent of ribosome; mRNA binding. Gene Ontology annotation, cellular component: cytosolic small ribosomal subunit; ribosome. The transcript is spliced from 2 exons. Lineage: Eukaryota; Metazoa; Arthropoda; Insecta; Diptera; Drosophilidae. The coding region runs from base 137 to 484 and encodes 115 amino acids. Gene Ontology annotation, biological process: translation. The record is from RefSeq and is a predicted model, not a curated record.